Messenger RNA from Suillus clintonianus, 1534 nucleotides. RefSeq lists its product as uncharacterized. The transcript is spliced from 6 exons. The coding region runs from base 268 to 1332 and encodes 354 amino acids. NCBI's taxonomy places the organism in Eukaryota, Fungi, Basidiomycota, Agaricomycetes, Boletales, Suillaceae. The record is from RefSeq and is a predicted model, not a curated record.
GCCUCAGAUUCUUAUAGGCAGACCAUAACAGAAGGAAGACAGUCGUUCCUUCUAUAUCAUGGUUACGGUUGUCUUGUAAAGCGAUCGGCAUUUUCCCCGCAUCUAAUGUCAAGAAUACGACCUCACUUGAACAUCGAUAAUUGAAGGAUCAGGAUCUCUCCACUGCCACACUAUACUGCAGUGCAGUCUUCAAGGUUAAAAGGACUAGACUCUCCUGAAGCAAGUGUCUAGGGAUUUCUCUUCCCUGGGUCAAGAGAGUGUGUCACAAUGUCGGCUCCCCCUCCCCUCCCCCCUGGUCUCAACUAUAUUGCUGCAAUCCAACCGGCACUGAUCGACAUCAUGAUCGGGCACACUUUUACGGUCAUACUCGUACCCCUCCUCAUUGCAAUGUUCUACUUCUCGAACAAGCAUUCGCGGAGACAGCCCAUAUUUAUUCUCAACGUCUUAAAUGUGUGCCUCGCGUUUUCUGUCGGUAUAAUGGGAGACAGUAGAGCUGUAAAUACCAUGCUAUCACCGACACAACCAUACCCUGUGUCCUAUGACAUAAUCAUGGGCGUUCUUGGGGCGGUGCAGGCCAUCCUUGUUGACACUAUCCUACUCUUUCGCAUAUGUUCCGUUUAUCCGCCGAGAUAUCUCAUAUGGCAACGCUUUGCGGCGUUGGUUACACUGCCCGUACUGCUCAAAGUUGCCCGUGUUAUCAAUCUGUUUCUCUUUAUAGCAGCUCUAUCAAGAGUAGCCAAAGGACCCAAUGGGGAAGCAGCUCUAGGAGCACUAUGGGUAUCAGCUCCGUACCUCAAGAUUGAGUGGUUCGCACAGUUGGUGGAUAAUAUAUAUGCGUCCUCUGUAUUCCUCUGGACACUCUGGUCAAAGCGGAAGAAUAAGCGUGGCUCUGUCACGGGCAAUGCCAAGUUUUCGUUGAGAUCGAGACUCCGGACGUUAUUUUGGAUCGCGCUCUCAAACUUUACCAUUCCUGCGCUCUUUUCGGUCGCUCAGAUCAUUGUCAUUUACCGCGAAGUAAACCCAAUAAUCAUCAACCAAAUCAUUCUGGUGAAUACCUCAAUUGCCGUUAUCGGCGUCGUCUUCGCCACAAUCUGGGCGGGUUCGGUCAACAGACAGAUCGCUCAUUCGGACGUCAAACUUCCUGCGGAUGUCGAGAACUCUGGCUCGAAGGAAGGCGUGAUACAUUUUGCCACUCGUGGCACCUAUGCUACCCAAGAUGGAAUACAUACGGCCUAUCAGCUUCCAACAAUCCCCCGUCUUCAACAAUCUAUUUCUGAUGAAUUCGGAAAAAGUGACUCGGAGAGAUAUGACUCAGGCUUUUCGUUGAAGUAAAAACGAGCUCGAGCUAUGGGUCCUUGUGGCGCACUCAAUUCCAUCAACAUCUUUCCGAUGAACAAUAAUGAAUGAUUGCCUCAGCUAGUUGUUUGGGUUGCAUGUCAAAGCAGCGAUGUUCUUGCAAUAUGAUUUUAAUAACAUGGAGCAAUCUGGGGGUGCGCUGUAGCCUGGAAUGACGGAUGAUUGAUCACCAUUGCCA